Triticum aestivum (bread wheat) is the source of this 1255-nucleotide messenger RNA. RefSeq lists its product as uncharacterized. The record is from RefSeq and is a predicted model, not a curated record. Lineage: Eukaryota; Viridiplantae; Streptophyta; Magnoliopsida; Poales; Poaceae. Bases 74 to 556 code for a protein of 160 amino acids. The transcript is spliced from 7 exons.
CCACUCCCCUCCCCUCCCCUCCACUUCCCUCCGCCCAAAAGCUUACUUCUGACGAUCUCUGCCCUUCUCUGACAUGGCAGGCAACGGAUCCGAGUCUUACACCUCCCAUGUUGACUGCCGGGAGCUCGUCCCACGCGACACCGAGGAGAUGGCCGUCCGUGUUGGGCUCCGCCGCUCACGAGAGGAGUACGCCGGACAGCGCGCGGACUCCAUCCAGUUGGAAUCCAUUGCGUUCGCCGAAGUGGCGCAUGGAUCCGGCGCGAGGCGCGUCGCCGUUGCCUCGCCGGAGGCGGUGCAGUCCAUCUGGCGUCCGAACACCGUGCCAAAGGCAACACCUAUUGAUGUUGUACUGAAGGAUGCUAGUUUGGAAAGAAAAAUCAUGGAAGUGCCUAAGAAGUCGGGCGACGUCACUGAGAACAACAAUGAUCAGAUGAACGAUUUACUGCGACCAAUUAUGAAAAUACGGAAUAAUAUUCUUCAUGAGGAACACGUACUUCAAGAUCGAAGUGCUGAAUGUGAUAUGGACAUUCAGAAUAUCUUGAGGUUUAGGAAAUAGUAGGAAAGACAAGAUGUGUUUAGAUCCCAACCCGACUUCUUAGAAGGGAAAAUGACAGCUAAAGUGUUGGCAAUAAUGAAAAAGUAUAAGGAAACCGGCUCAAAUAUGAUGGAAGUUGCCAAUCCAUCUUGUUGUGGAGAUGGUGAUAAAACAAGGAGAAAUAAGAGGACGACACUGAAGGAGGCACUCCUCCACAACAAGUGCCAGGAGCUCAACGAGAUCUGUUAUGACAUGAAGUGUAUACCCCCAAGAUACACAGUAUUACCUUCACCAGAAGAUGGAAUGUUCCAUGCCAAUGUACAUUUUACAUGCCCUGGUUAUGACAUGAGCAUCACUGGUGGUGCUCAUCAGACCCCAGAUGGGGCGAGGUGCUCUGCAGCUGCCAAUCUGAUAACAGAGCUUCACAAGAAGGCAGCGGAAGAAGAAGAACAUGAAGAUGACGCAAAUAUUCCUAGUUAAAUUGCCAAAGUUGGGAACUAGCAGACGUCUGGAACCACCGGUAGUCAUUGCACAUUGUCUAAGCUAUUUUACCUCUGAGAGCUCGUGUUACUUUAGUUGUUUGAGUUGUGGAUUCUUACUAAGGUCAUUUCGUGUUGUGGAUUUUUAUCAGGGCAAUUUGUUGUGGAUUUCCUGGUUGUGCACAAUUUUGCGACAUGAGUGAACACAAAUUAUCGAUUUAAAUAUACACCUUUUCUAUUA